AUUAACCCCCUUAGUUUGUACAUCCACUGGAAUUAGCCUUUAUUUCCAAAAUUACAUGUAUUUUUGCUACUAGUCAAACCUAAUGCAUGAUUUAAGUGACCUGUUUCUGUAGUAUUUAAAAGUGACUGCUGUAAUAAGUGUUGCAUGUAAUCUUGUGCUAGUUGCAUGUUUAAGUGGAAAGUUUUACUAAAUUGCCACCUUGAUUUCUGACCACCAUCACAUUAAGUAAGAAAUGACCCAAAUACAGAUUCUUCAUAGGUUGCGAUAAGUGCUUUUCUAAAAGGCUUUCAAUUUAAACGUUGGCUCUGUACAUGUGUUUUGGGAUGAGAGGCUUGCUUUCUCCCUGUACUGGUCAUGUACGCACUGCAGAGACAGGCUGUAAUCAAGGCCAUAUAAUUAGAGACACACAGAAGGUUUGGGAGUCACCCCACUGCGGACAGAAAUACCCUGAAACAUGGGCCUCGUGUACCAAAUGCAACGUGGUCAUUGCAACGUGAAGUAUAAUCAGCCAAACUAUUAAUUGCUUACAUGAGUCCCUGGAAAGCAGCCGGUGCAUCAUGCUCUCCUCAAAGUUGAUGUUGUCUUGUGCAUGUGGAGAAAUAUUCCUUUCUACAUACAUUCCUCUGCAUUGCACUUGGGAGAAGAAAAAAUGCAGAGUAAAACGAUUCGAUAGGACCUCAGCCAGGGGAUAUGAGUCCAAAAGAUGAUCCCUCUUCGGCCGGACAACUUCAAAGCCACACCCGUGCUGUUUUGUGCCUUCGAAUCAUCAUGGUCACUUUUUUUUUUCAUUCUUAUGGCGCCCCUGUAUCUCAAACAUGUCAUGAAGUCGAGCAGGAAUGAAGGAGGGCGGAGAAGCUGAAAAUAGAGGGACGGACAUCACUUUCCGAGGAGCGGUUGAAAAAAAUGCUACAGUAUAACAGGGACGGGAAUGCUCGGAAACUCUCCUCCUCUCUUCCUUCACAUUGGUGUUGCCCUCUUUGGCCCCCUGCUCUGUCCUCGGCUCACUGUGGUCCUGCUUACACCAUCAACCAGCAGAACGUGAAAAAUGACAUCCCGCUUGGUUUUCCAUAUGGCCUGCGUGACCUUGCUGUCACUGUGCUGCGGCGUGGCUCGGGGAGCCCCCAUGUUCUACAACGUGUCCAUGGAUGCUAGCGGUGAUGACGGGUUGGAGUUCCUCUUCCCAAAGUACUUCUCCACUCGUGCACCUGUUCAAGUCAGCGCUGCUACCCAUGUUCCCGACGCUUCCGACACCCCCACGCUCACCAACACCAUCACCACGACCAUCAUCCGUCUGAAGGACUUUGUACUAACCAGAGUGGUGGACUUUCUGGAGGGAAAUCUUCUCAUCAUCAUUGUCGUGACCUCUCUCCUCAUCGUUAUGGUCUUUAUUAUCUGCUGCGCCUCUGCCAUGAGUCAGAAGCAAAAGCUGGCGGCCUACAAGGCCCCGCCUCAAACUUCCGGCAAGUACGCGGCGGAAAAAAACGUUGUACACAGAGGUCCGAACGAGUUCCAGGAGAGGCCGUAUGCUGUGGACCACAUCAAGAGGGUCCAGAUGCAGAGCAGCGCCUCACCCAAGAACCUGCGCAUGCCUUCCAAGGCUCUGGUGGGAGAAAGGGGCAGGGACGUUAAGUCGUCACCACGCCCAGAGGUGAGGAAGGUCAGGGAGGUCGAGGAAGUGGAGAAUCGCAGAGAGGAGACCAAACACAAAGAGCAGGUGAAGCGCAGGGAGGAGGUGCAGCACACCUCCAGUCAGCCUCUUUGCACCUGUCAUCUGAAGAAGGCCCACCACUAGAGUGCCCUCACUGCUGCUGCUCGCAUUGCAUUGACACAGCAAACGGGAACUUAAGGUGUUUGAGCAUUUAUUUGACAUUAGAAAGUUCUACUCUUUUACAUCUAGCAGUGUUUCACUAGUAGUAGCUCGCAGAUGUCAUCUCAGUUUGGCCUCACAAAUAACAUUCAGUUUUCCUAUUAGAAUGUCAAAGUUAUCCUAUUAGCGUACAGAAAUGACAUACAGCGGUGGAAAAAAGACGACUCCUAAGACAUUCUAUUCACGCUCUCCAGUCGUUCUUCUAAUGUGGUGAAUCAUCAUUACUAUUGAGGUUGUAGAGCACAUCCGGACAUAGACCUUAAGAGAGAGAUCAAAGAUUUUGAAUAAAUGCUCAAAUGGUUUUGAAGGUAGAAUCGGAAAGCAUGUUACUAAUAUAACACAGCCGUUCUACUAGUAUGCCUUGAUCAUUCUAAAAGUGUGCUCCUUUGUCAUACCAGUUAGGACAAAGUAUAAUUGACUCCAUGGUUCUUAAAGACCCUCUAAAGUGAAUUCAGUGAUUUGUUUCAAAAUAUAUUGUACAUGUUCGGAGAUAAUUGCUGAAAAUGGGGAAAGAAUGAAAAAUACGCAGUCCUGAAUUUGAGAGAUAUAGAGUUGAAGUGUUAUUCGCCAUUUUGGUUUUUCUGCAUCAGCGGUUCUCGACAACAAUUGCGAUUAAAUCUUAUUUUUACUCGGCCCAUUCCCACCACUCUCGCAUGCAGUUAGCUCGUUAGCUAUGCCUACACCCUGAAAAUGUCUCUUUCCUGGGAGCCACAGAAUAGCCUGGUGUCAAUAUUUCAAUUCCCAAGCGAGGAGGUGACCUUGCGGACGAACUUGCUGACCGUCCACCGCCUCGGAGGAGCCCUGAAAAACUUGCAAGCUCGCUGGUGGCUUGCGCCUCAAAUCGUGACAUGAAAAGUCCUGCGGCGACCACGUUAGAUAUAUUGCAGCCCCCAUAAGGUUUAAGCCGAUAUAUGAGUAGGCAUAAGAAAGUAGCUUGUCCAAGUAGCAUCAAUUAUUUAUUUUAUUGUUUUAAGGGGGCGUGGUUUCACACAUUCGGGAGACUCGCCCAGAGCAUUUAAAAAAUAAUUAACGGCUUGAUUUUUCACAAUUUUCAAAGCCUUGUUUUAGAUACUUUUUGAUUAUUUUAAUCAUUCAAAAUGGACAAUUUAUGAUACAUUUCUAUUUUCACUUUACAGAGACUUUAAGAUACAUACCAAAGCUAUUGAAUAAACGCUAUACUGUAUGCUAAUAUAUUUGAACACACUUACUGGCCACAACAUUUGGUAAACCUAGAUUUUACCAAUAUUACCUAGUUUUAUCAUUUUUAAUAUAUUGCAUCAAGCUGCUAUGUUGUUUUAGAAACACCUUUAGAAUACUGCCAAAAUUAGCAUUACAGUUAUUCUUUUGUCAAUCAAAUCUGACAAUUAUCAUGCUUGUAAAUGCUGAAUUUUGGAUACAACUCUUGUAGUGGUUUACAUUACAUUGUACCUAAUGUUGUGGAUGCCAAGCUUACAGUAUAUAAAUAUAUACCAUGUAUGAAAAAUAAUACAAACAAGAUACUGUACUGUUAUAAACACAGUUGAUGUCCUCAUGUUCAGCAAUGCUAUUUUAUUAACUCAACAAUCCUUCUGGAGUAAUUAAGAAAAAUAAUAUAUAAACUCUAAACACAUUUUAUACAUACACUUUGCAGCCUGAGUGCUUAUUGAAAUAUGUUUGUCUAAUAUAAAUACUAAAAUAGUGUUAAAGUGUGAACACAAUGCCUGCCAAGACAGAGGAAUCUCCUCAUAAUGUCCUGCUGUACAUGCAAUCAAGACAAUUCAGCAUGAGAGUGAUUUUUUUUUUUGGUGCUACUAGUUGACAUGAAACUUAAUGUCUUGAUUACAUUCAAAAAAAUUCUUUAGAGACACUUUCAGCAUGUUUAUUACGUAUUUGCUUGUCUUUUUUAAUUAUUUUUACAUUUAUCUCAUUAGUUCCCUAACUUUUCAUGCAAAAAAAUAGAACUUAUGACAUUAAUUUAACCAAAGAACGAUGUUCAAAAAUGCAUGUAUUAGACUACAGAUCAUAUGUUCAUGCUCAUUGUCAAAAGGUUACUUUUUUUUUGUAAACUUGUUUUUUUUGCCUAUCUUAUGUAUACAGUAAAUUAUCAAAGUUUUGAUUAUUAUAUAUUUCUUCUUUUGUGAUCAAAAUUACCAACAGUUUUGAAAAAUGGACCAUACCUUUGUUUCAAUAGUGCCACUUUAUUUGCCAAUAUAUGGGUGGGGAUUUUAGGGGAAUUAUUUAUCUGUAUUUAUCUGAUUUGAUUCAAACCGCAGGUUAUCGGAGUGUUUCCAUUUGUUUCAGCACAACUAAAAGAAUCUCAUCCAAAUGUGAAAUUUUCAGUUAGUACAAGUCUUAAUUUUGACAGCUUGUAUGCAUCUCUCUAGGGCGGUGUAUUUUAUUUUUCUCCUGGUCUUUGCUUCACUUCUGUUGAAUAAAACUGUGGAUAAU
Messenger RNA from Hippocampus zosterae (dwarf seahorse), 4294 nucleotides. RefSeq names its product transmembrane protein 119a (gene tmem119a). The transcript has 2 exons. Lineage: Eukaryota; Metazoa; Chordata; Actinopteri; Syngnathiformes; Syngnathidae. Gene Ontology annotation, biological process: positive regulation of bone mineralization; ossification; positive regulation of osteoblast proliferation. Gene Ontology annotation, cellular component: plasma membrane. The coding region runs from base 1046 to 1792 and encodes 248 amino acids. The record is from RefSeq and is a predicted model, not a curated record.